Messenger RNA from Zasmidium cellare ATCC 36951, 2415 nucleotides. RefSeq lists its product as uncharacterized. Gene Ontology annotation, molecular function: RNA helicase activity; nucleic acid binding; ATP binding. The record is from RefSeq and is a predicted model, not a curated record. Bases 1 to 2415 code for a protein of 804 amino acids. Gene Ontology annotation, biological process: rRNA processing. The transcript has a single exon. Lineage: Eukaryota; Fungi; Ascomycota; Dothideomycetes; Mycosphaerellales; Mycosphaerellaceae. Gene Ontology annotation, cellular component: nucleus.
AUGGCUCCCCAAAUUACCGGUCGCGUGAAGCCGACGAAGAUCAAGAAGCAGGUUCGAGGCCAGAAGAGAAAGCGGGACGAUGUCGAUGUCGAAAAGCUGCAAGAGGCAGUUGAACAGCUCGAUACCAAAACGAAAUACGAGUCUUUUAACGAUCUUCCUCUCUCUGAACCGACAAAGGCCGGCUUGAAGUCUGCAGCAUACAGCACCCUCACAGACAUCCAGUCGAAGGCUAUACCGCUUGCGCUCAAAGGUUCAGAUAUUCUGGGCGCCGCGAAGACAGGAAGUGGAAAGACUCUGGCUUUUCUGAUCCCAGUCUUGGAGAACCUAUACCGAGCGCAAUGCACUGGUCCCGAUGCUGGCCUCGGUGCCAUGAUAAUCACCCCAACCCGUGAACUGGCCAUCCAGAUCUUCGAGGUCAUGAGAAAAGUUGGUGGGAAGGGACAUUUGUUCGCCGCCGGGUUGGUGAUUGGAGGCAAAAGUUUGCGUGAAGAGCAGGAUGCGUUGACGAGGAUGAACAUCGUGGUGUGUACACCUGGCAGAAUACUGCAACAUUUGUCGCAGACGGCACUGUUCAACGUGGACAACCUAAGGAUGCUAGUGCUGGACGAGGCAGAUCGCAUUCUGGACAUGGGCUUUCAGAAAGAUGUGGAUGCUAUUGUCGACUACCUGCCGACAGAGAGACAAACAAUGCUGUUCAGUGCGACUCAAACGAAGAGAGUAUCUGAUCUGGCCAGACUGUCAUUGAAGGAGCCCGAAUACGUAUCAGUUCACGAGGCCGCGCAGAGCGCUACACCCAAAACAUUGCAGCAGAACUAUGUGAUAACACCUCUGCCAGAAAAGCUGGACGCGCUUUGGUCGUUUAUACAAUCGGCAAAGAAGUCCAAAAUACUUGUAUUUCUCUCGUCAGGCAAGCAGGUCAGGUUUGUCUACGAAGCUUUUCGCCAAAUGCAGCCUGGUAUUCCUCUCAUCCAUCUUCACGGACGACAGAAGCAGACUGCUCGACUGGAGAUUACUCAAAAGUUCUCGAAUGCGAAGUAUAGCUGCCUUUUCGCUACAGACGUCGUUGCUCGUGGUCUGGAUUUCCCAGCGGUCGAUUGGGUUGUGCAGGUUGACUGCCCAGAAGAUGCGGACACUUACAUUCACCGAGUAGGACGGACUGCACGUUAUGAGCGAGACGGACGUGCAGUGAUCUUUCUGGAUCCAAGCGAGGAGGAAGGAAUGCUCACUCGCCUUGAGCAGAAAAAGGUGCCCGUCGAGAAAAUCAAUAUUCGGACGAACAAGAAACAAAGCAUCAAAGAUCAACUACAGAACAUGUGCUUCAAGGACCCCCAACUGAAGUACCUUGGUCAGAAAGCAUUCGCAAGUUACGUACGGAGUUUGCACAUCCAGAAAGAUAAAGAAGUUUUCAAAUUGGAGAAGUACCCACUGGAGGAGUUCGCGGCGAGUCUCGGCUUGCCGGGUGCGCCACGAAUCAAAUUCCUGAAGGCAGACCCAGAAGAGAUCAAACGAAAGAAGAAUGCAUCAAGGCAGGCGGCGGUAUCAGAGUCUGAGGAGGAAGAUGACGACGAAGAUGAAGAAGCUGACAAAACAAAGAACAAGAAGAACGGCGUGCGCACGAAGUACGAUCGAAUGUUCGAAAGGAAGAACCAGGACAUUCUUGCAGAUCAUUAUGCGAAGAUGGUUCGACACGAUGACGAGAAGGACGAUAUCGACCUCAACCGCUUGGACGGCGAACAAGAAGCCGAUGAUGAUCUAUUUGAUGUCAAACGCGUGAUACCCGCCGAUGAAGGAGUCCCCAAUUUCGACAUCUCAGCCAAAGAUGCCGCCGAUGCUCAAGCAGCUGGAUUGAAAGCAGUGGCAAUUCCUGGAGCAAAGGAUCCCAUCAUUCUGGACUCCAAGCGGCGCGAGAAGCUUCUCAAGUCGAAGAAGAAGCUGCUCAAGCUCAAGGAUAAGGGCUCGAAGAUCAUAUACGAUGAUGAGUGUAACGCGCACGAAAUCUACGAGCUCGAAGAUGAAGCAGACUUCCGCGCGAGAGGCGAAGCUGAGGCACAGAGGAGGAAGUUUCUCGAGGAGGAGGCCGAGCGUGUCAAGAUGGCUGAUAUCUCCGACAAAGCUCUGGCCAAGGAGAAGAAGAAGGCGAAGAGAGAAAAGAAGAAAGAACGGGAGAGGGCUGAGGCUGCAGGGGAAGACGGCGUGCAGUUGGAGGGCGAGGAAGAUGGCUUUGAAAACUUCAAGCGGGAUGCUGCAGGUCUUGGCUACAGCGACGAGGAGGAUAGUGAAGUGGAAGAGAAGCCGUCGAAGAAGCAGAAGAAGUGGUUCCAAGAAGAUGGCAAGAGGAAGGAUUUGCAUGAAGAGAAGGAGAUUGAGACUCUCGGUGAUCUCGAGGCUGAAGCAGCGAAGUUGCUGGGUUCAUAG